AUGGCUUCUGGAAGGAUAAUUAAGCUGGUGGUUUUUGAGCUUCUGGAGCUUGCUGCUUUCUCCAUUCCCACCCUGGUGAUUAUGGAACAGUUUGCCACUGCUUAUCAAAGGACAAGGGGGAGUUUGGAUAAAACACACUACUGGCUGAUUGUCUCCUGCUCCAUUGCCUAUGUGGCUUCCGUGACUCUAUUAAUCUGGGUUCCCAUAAAAGUGCUCUUACACAAGAAACAUCAUCUGUACAAAAAAAUUACAGGAUGGAGACCCGUGCUGCUGAUGUGUGUCAUCCUCACCACCCUUCCGAGCUUCAGCUUCUCGAUAGCCGUGACCGAGGUUCAAAAGAACGUCAAUGGCUCCACUGUAGAUUUAUUACCUGAUUCCUUACCUGACCUGCCAGUUUCUCUAGUCAUCUUAUCCUUGAUCCUUGUUGAUAUUAUCGAAAAAGUCAGGAUAUACCCUCUUAGAGGGAGCCAAAAGCGUUCUGAAGACGCAUACAUCCAUACGAGUUCUUUGCAACAGAUAAAGACUGUGACGGAUCAAGUGAGUAAAAAGGAAGAGAACCCAGCACUUUCCCAGGCCGGUAAGACCACCUCGGAGGCACAGCCGCAGAGCCGGAUUGACACAGUAACUGGACCCCAGGAGCCCUUCUUUCACUCUGGAAUCCUAAGGACAAUGUCUCAGAGAGAUGUCCGUGGGGAUCUAUUCCUGUGGAGCUUCCUGCUGUGGUCUGAUACUAUAGAAAUGGUGCGUGUGGCUGGUCACCCUGCCGUGUACAAGUCGGGCUGGCUGUACCCAGUCUAUCUAUUCAGUUUUAUUUCUCUCCUUCGGAUAAUAUUCACUCCCCAGAACCCUCUUCUUGGCACUUUGGGCAUCCUUCUGCAGGAUUUGCCCUUUGUGUUUGUGAGGCUUAGUUUAAUCAUUGUCCUGGGGACUAUCACACCUAUUUUAGGCCUUUGUAAAAAUGUGUUAGUGACUGUCUCCUUUGUUUACUUCAAUUACCUAACUAAACUCAGGCCUUUCUCUUCCUUUGAAACAUCUCCAUUUUAA
Messenger RNA from Perognathus longimembris pacificus (Pacific pocket mouse), 1044 nucleotides. RefSeq names its product transmembrane protein 236 (gene Tmem236). The coding region runs from base 1 to 1044 and encodes 347 amino acids. The record is from RefSeq and is a predicted model, not a curated record. The transcript has 4 exons. Lineage: Eukaryota; Metazoa; Chordata; Mammalia; Rodentia; Heteromyidae.